Didymodactylos carnosus is the source of this 2143-nucleotide messenger RNA. Lineage: Eukaryota; Metazoa; Rotifera; Eurotatoria; Philodinida; Philodinidae. The record is from the annotation of a GenBank genome assembly.
CUGAAUUAUUUGGAGAUCUGAGGGUGAGGCUGUGUAGGGUAAGGGUGGGUGUGGGUGAGUGGGGGUAAUGGUGAGAGUGAGCACUUGGUGCUGAACGGUCGUUAUUACUCAAAUGUCGGUCGCUCAAGUGUCGGGGUCGCUCAACUGUCGGUCGCUCAAGUGUCGGUCGCUCAAAUGUCGGUCGCUCAGAUAUCAGUCGCUCAAAUGUCGGGGCGCUCAAGUGUCGGCGCUCAAAUGUCGGCGCUCAAAUGUCGGGCGCUCAAACGUCGUCCUGUUACUGCUCUAAGUCACUGAAAUCGAAAUCUAAAGUCUGUUCUCUUUCAAAAGUAUACGAAGUACAAUUUAAAAUACAUUCUAAACUUUGAAAUAGAUUAUUGGCUACAUCUUCGUCUCGAUGUGAGUAAGAACAAGUUAGCUUCUCUUUUGGAAUAAACUUUAUAAUCAAGUUCGAUAAUAUUCGAAUAACGUUGUGCGAAUUAAUCAUUCAACUAGGUGUAUCAUGAAGUAAAAGUUGGACUUAAACGAGAAAAAAGCAUAAGACACAUGAACAGUCCUUUUUUGUUUUUUGCGUUCUUUAUCAAUUACUUCAUGUUUUGCUUUUCCUUACAAGGCAUAAAACUAUAGUGUGUCACAUAACUUCCUGUCAAAAUCAGCUGAUAAACGGCUGAUAUGAAAGUAUAUAUGAGCAGAGAAAGAGAAGAAACGAUAUACUUAUUCGCAGCAAAAAACUAAAACUUUAUCCAAGGAAACAAAAACUUUUUUUCAGCUCCGACAGUAGAUGGCGAAGCCGUCUAUAAAUUUCAGGGUGUAGAGCUGAUCCAUACACAGUUUCAUUCGAAUUUGACGUGUUUUGAAAAACUUGUGAAUUUUUCAAAUUUCGCUUUUUCAGCUGAAAAACUGCUCUAAGUUUUGAAGGAUGCACCAUGGGCCGAUAUCCUCCUAGGCUUUUUACUACCUAGUUGAGGGUAAUACGCUAUUGAGCGGCAUAUGAACGGAAAAAAUCGGAGCGCGGCACUUCGAACGGUUCCCUCGUAAGUCAAUUUUUCACGUAGAGCUACACGUAGAAGGAAAAAUGUUGAACGGAAAUGUGAGAAAAUAACUGCAAGGUACAGAAGAGCCAGUUCCUUUCUGGUGAUUCUACGCUUUAUGAUCGAUCCAAGGAUUAAUUUCUCAUUUAUUAUUCUCUAUGCUAUACAUGAAAUACGUAUUUUUGUUUCGAUAGAAGGCAUUUCAUUAAAUGGAUGCGUCUAAAAAUUUUGGUUAGAAACAAUUUUUUCUUGGCCCAAUCAUAAGCAAGCUAAAAAAUUUUAUAGAAUAGCUGAGCAAGAAAUGUUUGCACGAAUAUUUCUUAUUUCCGUUCCACAACAUCCAAAGGAAACUAAAGUGAGAGACAAAAGCUUCGUUAUGGAAUUACAAUAAGUAUACUGAACUUACGAGUAAGUAUUCUAAUAUAACUGAUGUAUGUACGGAACAUGAAACACUGAAAAAUUGCAUUGAACGUGAAUUACCAUCAUUAAAAUUUAAUUUAUUUACUAAUCAAACACUAAAAUCUAUCAGAUCGUUACCAUCGUCAAUACAAGAUGAAGGAAAUAGAAGUGCUUAUUUCUCGUACAUUUUAUUCGUUGAUUUGUUAAAACAAAUGCCACAAAUAAAACAAGCAAAAGAAAUCAUGCUUAAUAAAUGUAAAGAUUAUUAUCGUCGAGAUAAAAGUGAACUUGAGAAAAUUGAAUUAUUUCGUAAUACGUAUACUUCAGUAACGGCUGUCAGUUGGUAUACUCGCGAUAGUUUCGUAUAUAGACUGGUUAAUCAGGCUUUUCGUACUGAAGACGUAGCACUUUGGUAUUUAUUUCGAUUCUUUAUUAUCGAUCUUUGUACACAAUUAGAAAAUAUAUAUAAAGAACAAAUAUUUGAAUCUCAUUUAACACUUUAUUGUGGUCAAGCACAUAUGCCAAUAAAAGAAUUUGAUAAUACCAAAGCAAAUAUCGAUGGUUUAAUUUCGACAAAUGGAUUUUUAUCAACGUCUAAAGAUCGUGAAAAUGCAUUACAAUUUGUUCUUGGUGCGUCAGAUACCGAAAAUUUUAAAGUUGUUCUAUACAGAGCACUCUCGAAAGCACAACCACUUCAAAGUCACUAUGAAACAUAA